AAGAGAAAAAAAAGUGGGCUGGCUACGCGCGAAGUGCAGCAGCAGUUUAGAGGACUGCUUCCAUGUGGCGCACACUUCUACGCGCCUUUCUCAGUGCGUGCGUCUCUGCUGUGGGAUGUUACACGGAUGACAACUCUGCGGACUCGAACAUGCACACGGAGGAGUGUGGCAACAGAGACUUUUGCUCCCACUUGUCCGAGAACACCUCUUGAUGACUUUCUCGCCGCUGGCUGCCACAUCUGGACUCUUUUCUUUGACUUAACUUGUAUGUUGGAAUAUUGGACCAGCGAUUCCUAACAUCCUUCUCUAGUUAAGUGCAUUUAUUCCUAUUUUUUUUCUUCUUUUUUUUUCCUUUUACGCUUUUGGAUUUGGACUUUUUUAAUGGCAAAAAACGGGAAAAUGGAACACUCAGCCAAAGUGACAUAUAUUUUGUUUUUUAUCUGUCUCCUUGACAAAAGGGCAGACGCCAAUGAAAUCUUAGGCCUGAAGCUCCCCAACAUCGACCCGAUUCUGAACGCCAACACGGUGUGCCUGACGCUGCCGGGCUUGACUCGGCGCCAGCUGGAGGUGUGCAUGCGCAACCCUGACGUGACAGCUUCAGCCAUCCAGGGAAUCCAGAUCGCUAUCCACGAGUGUCAGCACCAGUUCAGAGGGCACCGGUGGAACUGUUCCAGCCUGGAGACGAGGAACAAAAUACCUUAUGACAGCAUCGUCUUCAAAAGAGGUUUUAGAGAAAGCGCCUUCGCAUACGCCAUAGCAGCAGCAGGUGUGGUGCACGCCGUGGCCAACGCCUGCUCCAUGGGCAAACUGAAGGCCUGCAGCUGUGACGAGAAGCGCCGCGGCGACGAGGAAGCCUUCCGCAUCAAACUUCACCGCUUGCAACUGGAGGCCAUCAAUCGAGGGAAGGGAAUGGUACACGGCGUCAUGGAGCACUUCCCUGCCGAGCUUCCCGGACCCCAGGACUCCUGGGAGUGGGGUGGCUGUAGUCCUGAUGUGGAAUUCGGAGAAAAAUUCUCACGGGACUUUCUGGAUGCCCGUGAGACCUACAGAGACAUCCAUGCUCGGAUGAGGCUUCAUAACAACCGAGUUGGCAGACAGGUGGUGCUUGACCACAUGAGGAGAAAAUGCAAGUGUCACGGGACAUCGGGAAGCUGCCAGCUGAAAACUUGCUGGCAGGUCACGCCCGAAUUCCGCGUGGUCGGCUCCAUCCUCAAAGAGCGCUUCCACAUCGCCACACUUAUCAAGGCCCACAACCGCAACACCGGGCAGCUGGAUCACUCCCACCACAACAACAACAACAACAACUACCACCACAGCCAUCACAGCAACCACCACCACCACCACCACCACCAUCACCACCACCACCAUCACGGGCACCGCCGGAGGCCCAGCAUCAACGACCUGGUCUACUUUGAAAAGUCGCCGGAUUUCUGCGAGCGGGACCUGGGUUCGGACUCGGCGGGGACGCAGGGCCGGAUUUGCAACAAGACCAGUCCGGGCAUGGACAACUGUGAGACUCUGUGCUGCGGGAGAGGCCACAACAUCCUGCAGCAGACGCGCAGCGAACGCUGCAACUGCAAGUUCCACUGGUGUUGCUACGUGGUGUGCGAAGAGUGCAGGAUCACAGAGUGGGUCAGCGUGUGCAAAUGAAGAAAGCACUGGAAAAGUCGAAAACAACGGAAAUACAAACUCAACAUCAAGAUUAUUGACCGGGAAAAAAGGGGUCUCUGACUGGGACGUGUGUGCCCCGGCUCCAUUUUUUACAGCGGAGCUCCGUGUUCCGUUUGGCUUUGCGGGACGGAGAGGGCGUAAAUGUGCGAAGUCGGAAGGAAUGUGCAUGUUGAAAAGUGUGCGCACGUGCAGUGCAAGCCCAAAGCUGUCACAACUCUGCAAGCAUGCAUGUUUUGCAUUGCUUUUGAUGCAAAAGAAGCACAAUUUUUAUCAAGCAAUAAAAGGAAAACCACAGCACUGCACAUAGGGACUGCUCUAUGAAACCCUUCCUUCACAAACAAUAACAGCAGAGACAAGAUAGUACAUAACAUUUUCAUCGCGGGGCGGCACAGCUCGGUUGGUAGAGCGGCCGUGCCAGCAACUUGAGGGUUGCAGGUUCGACUCCCGCUUCCGCCAUCCUAGUCACUGCCGUUGUGUCCUUGGGCAAGACACUUUACCCACCUGCUCCCAGUGCCACCCACACUGGUUUAAAUGUAACUUAGAUAUUGGGUUUCACUAUGUAAAGCGCUUUGAGUCACUCGAGAAAAAGCGCUAUAUAAAUAUAAUUCACUUCAUGGUAUUCUAUUGACAUAUUGUACAUUGGCAAACAAGACUGUUUCAGCAUGAGCAUGCCUGGAGCACGGAGAUGUCAGGCCAAAUUUAAGGGCACUUAAGAAAUAUAAUGUUUGUGGUUUUUA
This is a messenger RNA of Nerophis ophidion (straightnose pipefish), 2408 nucleotides long. RefSeq names its product wingless-type MMTV integration site family, member 10a (gene wnt10a). The transcript has 4 exons. Gene Ontology annotation, cellular component: extracellular region. The record is from RefSeq and is a predicted model, not a curated record. The coding region runs from base 382 to 1650 and encodes 422 amino acids. Gene Ontology annotation, molecular function: cytokine activity; frizzled binding. Gene Ontology annotation, biological process: canonical Wnt signaling pathway; neuron differentiation; cell fate commitment. Lineage: Eukaryota; Metazoa; Chordata; Actinopteri; Syngnathiformes; Syngnathidae.